AUGGCUUUACAUUUUUCCCGCCGACUCACGGCCACCUUCCGACAAACUUUUGCUGCACAGCCUUUACUCGCCAGCUUCGCGACUCUCGGAGGUCUUUCCGCCAUCUUCGCCUUCUAUCAACUUUCGUCCUUCGUAGCGACCCAUUUUCUGCAUCGAAGUCGACUACGCAACUACUUGUCAGAUGAUGAUCCUGCCUGGGCUCUAAUCACAGGUUCUUCUGAUGGCUUGGGGAGAGCUUUCGCAGAAGAGUUGUUGUCUCACGGUUUCAACGUCGUUCUUCAUGGAAGAAACGCUGCGAAGUUGGAGCGCAUCAAAAACGAGCUCCUGUUACAGUGGCCUCAACGCAACAUCGACUUCAUCGUGCUCGACGCCAUGCUUGAUGUCGAUGAUCCUCAAAAGAUGGGAUGCGCCAUACAGCGAUUACGCGAUCACAACAUCAAGAUCUUGAUCAACAACGUUGCUGGUGAACUUGACCCUUUACUACUUGCUCACAUUGAAAGCUCGGCAGAACGGGAUCGAAAGAUCAUCAACGGCAACUUCAUGUUCGCUACAGAGCUGACUAGACUCGUGCUUCCCCAGCUGAUUGACAACAAGCCCUCCCUGAUCAUGAAUAUCGGCUCCGGAUCUGCGAAGCUCCCAUGUCCCUACUUUGCCAUGGGAGCGGCAUCGAAGACCUUUCUACAGAGUUUCUCUCAUGCGCUGUCAGUCGAGCUCAAAGCCGAAGGACACCCUCAAGUCGAAGUCCUUUACAAUCUGGUGGGCAUGUGUUCCACUACCAGCGAGCCACGGCCUGUCACUUUCUGGGUCCCAAGCUCUAGACGCUUCGCAAAGACUAGCCUGAGCCUAGGGGGCCGCGAUCGCGGCAGCGUUUGGGGAUACUGGCCACACGCGCUUCAAUUUGAGCCUUUGCUAAUGCUGCCCAGAACCAUCGUCGAAAGGUUGUGCAUAGCGCUUGUGAAAGGCAUGAAGCUGGAGUACGACAACAGAGCUAAGGCGUGA
Molecule: messenger RNA, 999 nt
Organism: Cercospora beticola
Lineage: Eukaryota; Fungi; Ascomycota; Dothideomycetes; Mycosphaerellales; Mycosphaerellaceae
Cellular component (GO): endoplasmic reticulum
Molecular function (GO): oxidoreductase activity
Source: RefSeq, a predicted model, not a curated record